Molecule: messenger RNA, 2354 nt
Organism: Varroa destructor (honeybee mite)
Lineage: Eukaryota; Metazoa; Arthropoda; Arachnida; Mesostigmata; Varroidae
Product: mitochondrial import inner membrane translocase subunit TIM50-like
Source: RefSeq, a predicted model, not a curated record
UAUUUUCUAGUGUUCGAACGCAGCGCCGUUCGAACUUGCGCGACUCCAUAUCAAUAGAAAACCGGCUCACAGAAACAUGGCGCUACCCACGAUCAGUUCAGGCGUUUUCGGCGCGCUGAAAAAACUGUCGGUUUUUACUCGAGUUUGUUCUUCAGACGCACGGAAAGUCACUAGAAAUACUUUGCAAUACUCUACGAUAUAUCGGACAUUGCGUAGUGAUUCAGUUCUCAACGUGCCGAUUCAGUGUAGCUCGCGCAGCAUACCCCGGCUUACACAGCAGCCACUACAAGCAGCGCUCAGAAGCUUUAAGAGCAAUCAAGAAAAUGCUGAUUCGAAAUCCACUUCUGGUGAGCAUCAGCGAAGCUCGGAAGAUGCUGAGGAGAACGCCCGCAAAAAGAAACACAUGAAGUGGACUUUCUGGAGUUUUGGAAUCGUAGGAACUGGCUGUUCGAUAGCACUCAUCUGUGAGUAUGGUGCUCCAAAGCGGGAUGAGGAAGGUAACUUUAUAGUGGAUGAGUUAAUGAAAUAUUCCGUUGUACCACAGUACCUCUUUCGUUUCUACCGAGAAGCGUUGUCAUUCAAGAAAGCUAUCGAAGAACCGUCACGUAAAACCCUUCUUCCUGACCCAUUGCCGGCGCCCUACCGACAGCCUCCCUACACUUUGUGUCUAGAAAUCACUGGUGUUCUUGUAAAUCCGGAAUGGUCAUACAGUACAGGAUGGAGGUUCAAAAAACGUCCCGGCGUCAAUUUUCUCCUGCAGCAACUUAGUAUGCAGUCUCUGUUCGAAAUUGUUAUUUACACGAAGGAAAACGGAUUCACUGCUUUCCCAAUUAUCGACAGUUUAGACCCUCAAGGAUAUAUUAUGUAUCGUCUUUUCAAGGACGCAACUCGUUACCAAGAUGGACAGCAUAUAAAGGAUCUAGGCGCCCUUAAUCGGCCAAUAAACAAGGUUAUUCAUGUUGACUGCGACGAGAAGGCUGUUCAGACGCAUCGGUCCAACGCCGUUUGUUUGAAAAAAUGGUUAGGCAACAUGGAUGAUCGAACUCUUAUCGAUCUCGCCAUUUUCCUUCGUACGAUCGCUGAAUCAGGUGUUGAGGACGUUCGUGGAGUUCUUGAGUACUACUCACAAUUUGAGGACCCUCUUAGGGUGUUUCGGGAAAAUCAGCGUAAACUCGCAGAGCAACAAGAACUGCAAACGAAGGAAAACCUUAAAUCGCCCGUGAUGCCGGCAUGGAAUGCGUUUCGACGCCGGUAAAAUUUUGGUAAUUAUCGCGCGCUUGUGUAUUUUAUUUUAUGGAUGAUACUGACUUUACUUUGGUAAUUCUUAUUGCUACUAAAAGUUAAAAGGGGAACCAAGACGACGUAAUGGACCAGAGCGAAGCGUAUAUAAUUGUCGGAUGAGAAUCUUCUAUUCCUUAACAUUUUGGGCUAGCGUAUAAGGUAGUUUAUUCAGGGUUGUAUCCUAGGUAGCUGAGAUCAUCUAUAUUUAUGUACUUCUAGGUCCGUUCGGAACUCGAUUUCAAAAAUUACAGAUAACAUAUUUACCCAAAUGGAUUUUCAUCGUACAGAAUUGAGUUUAACGGACGAUGUCGCGCUAGAUUUACAUGAUGGAUGAUACCCUUUUCUUAACGUGUGCAAACAUUGAAUGUAAUUAUAAUAAUUCUACUAUAGUAGCAGUAAGACACGAAUGAAAAAGGAUUCAAAAACGGUAGCAAAAAACAUCGUUAAUCAAUAGGAAAUACGUUCUUAUGCAGAAAAUAGGAGAAGUGGUAACGGAAGACAAUACAGAAUGUCGGUACGCGAAAGAUACGAGUAUGUGUCCGUACUUUUGAGGAAGCACGAAAACACACCGAGUUAUUAUAUAGGGCUUGUAAGAAAUAAAUUGAUGAUAUGAAUGAUUUUUUUAAUGUGAGACGGCCAUCAAAAGACGGAACUGAAAGAACGAUGACGGCCAUUUCAACGCAAACAUCUUCUAUUCUGUGGAUAUCUAGGAUAAGCUAGUGACGGACGUCCAGAUUUAGGCGUUUUCAGUAAAGAAAUAGAACACACAAAUCGAUAUACGAUCCCGCAUACGAUCGUGUACAAAUGAAUACUGAAAACAAGAUGUUGCUGUGUAAUAAUAUCUGCUGAAAAUCUAAAACAAUGCAAGGCGGAAAUAAUUACGGAAAAAUCGAGAUUAACUACGAUGGUGUUAAGUUUAUAACAGUAAAUAUAGAAUUAUAUUGUAAAACUAAUACAUGAUCGAGUGUAUUUUCCUUGCUUGCUUAUUAAGUCGACAAUGUAUAGGCAUAAGAUAGAGGUACUGCAGCACUUAAUGGUCCCCUAUAAAGUACAUUAACCCUUUCGAUGAUUUC